Molecule: messenger RNA, 5223 nt
Organism: Belonocnema kinseyi
Lineage: Eukaryota; Metazoa; Arthropoda; Insecta; Hymenoptera; Cynipidae
Gene: Rich
Product: guanine nucleotide exchange factor subunit Rich
Exons: 15
Coding region: 146-4411 (1421 amino acids)
Biological process (GO): intracellular protein transport; retrograde transport, endosome to Golgi
Cellular component (GO): Golgi membrane; cytosol; Ric1-Rgp1 guanyl-nucleotide exchange factor complex
Molecular function (GO): protein binding
Source: RefSeq, a predicted model, not a curated record
UGUCAAACAGUUGUCAACAGUUGUGAACGAAAUGUAAAUAUAAAAACCAUAAAACCGGUAAAAGAUUUGUGGGGAGUGAAAUCUCUGAUGGAAAUUUCGUAUAUGAAGCAAUGUGAGGAGUUGAAAGCAUAAUUAUCAGGAAAUUAUGUUUUUUCCGAUAGGCUGGCCGCGAGUCUUGAACUCGACGGAGCCUGAAAAAAUUCGUGCUGUGGUUUGUAAUAGGGAUAAAAUUCUUUUUGCUAUUCUUACCACGGAUGCAUUGGCCAUCUGGUAUUGCAAGCCAUGUGUUCCUAUCGUAUUCAUCAGAAGGCCUGUGGAUUCUAUAAACAAAUACGGUGACAACAUUUUAGUACAAUGGAGGCCAGACUCAAGCAUGUUGGUUGUUGCAACUUCCGACAGUUAUUUAUUAUUCUACCGCCUCUCUUACAAUGGUCCUGAUGCUCAUGGACUCUAUGAGCAACGAGAUUCACCAGUUACAAGUCUGAGACGAGACAGCGCCGAGCUCUUUAUCAAAGAAGUUAUUCCCUCACUUACGCUAAAUUUCGAAAAGUCAGCAUGGAUCGAUGGUGGAAUCAGUUCUUUGGUCUGUAUUCGAGACGAGCUUAUGGUCGCAACAAAAACAAGUCACGUGGUCCGCCAAAAAUGGGAUGGAACAGCAAAUCGAGAUUAUUCCCUUGACCUUCGUAGGAUUCCUUUCAGUGUUGACCAGCAAAUUUCGACUGUUGCUGUGCCCAUCACCGAAAAUAAUGUUUAUGUUUUGGAUAUAGAAUAUUCGCCUUUAGUUGGAGGAUUUGCGAUUGUUCUCAGUAACGGCAAAGCUGCUUUCUUGACUGCUCAGUCUCUGAAGUUCGAUCCGAAUCAAGUGCAAGGCAUCUGGGCAAGGGAUUUGGACGACGCAACUUGUGCUGCAGUCAAUCACAAGUACCGACUAAUCGCCUGUGGCAGAAGAAAUUCCGAAGGAGUCGUCUAUUACGUCGACGAAACGACAGGAGCUUUGGAAGUUUCUCAUAGUCUCAGUUUGUCUUCCAAGGACUAUCCGGGAAAACCAGGACAGGUGACGUGUUUAAGAUGGACUCCAGACAGUUGUGCGAUAGGGAUGACUUGGGAAGGAGGUGGUUUAGCAAUUUGGAGCACAUUCGGGGCUCUUCUACUUUGUUCCUUGAAAUGGGAUUAUGGAUUAAGGGUGGAUCUUGCCCGGGACAAUCCCUUGCACAUUCACACGAUGGAAUGGUCUGCGGAGGGCUAUCAACUUUGGAUGCUGCGAGAGUCGCCUGAACCUUCGAUGGCUGAGGAAAAUGGAAACGAAAUAACCAACACGCACACUCUCAUCCAGAUGGAUUUUGCAAAAAGUCCUUUAACCGUCAACCCUUGCAUGGGUCACCAUGGUCAUCUGUAUUUGCAAGGAGAAGAUCGCCUAUAUUUAAAUCUAGGUAGCGGAGUUUCUACUCAUACAGGCUUCCAUCUUGCAAAUGAAAUGCCUUUGGAUAAUUCUACACAGGCGCUUUCUAGUUCAAAGCAGUGGUUGGUUGUUCCUAUUCCAAUUGCCUACAGCGGAUCCAACUGGCCAAUACGGUUCACAGCAAUAGACAAUGAGGGUUUAAGCAUCGCAGUCGCUGGACGCACCGGACUAGCUCAUUAUUCGCUUCCUUCGCGAAAGUGGAAACUCUUCGGUAACGAAACCCAGGAGCGCGACUUUAUAGUAACUGGAGGUUUGCUCUGGCACCGAGGAUUUCUAAUAGCAAGUAGCUACUCACUUUUGGAAGACAAGGACGAGAUCAGAAUCUAUCCACGAGAUACGAGACUUGACAAUACUUACGUUAGAAGUGUUAAAAUGCCUUCACAGAUUCUUUUGCUCAAUUCGAUGAAGAACCAUCUCUUGACAUUUUGCGCUAAUGCUCAAAUUAGUAUUUAUGAUAUGGUGCUGGAAGGAAAUGAAGGUACUGGGAGUAUCGAAUUAAUAAGAACCCAAACGAUCGACAUCGGUGGUCUCUGUGUUCAUCCAGCUUGUGUAGUGAGCGCAACCCUAACGACGAUUCGUGCUGAAACAGCCGGAAGCCAUCCUCAUCCUGAAAGUCUUUUACUGAAUGUUUCUGGAAGGCUUCUUAUGGUUCAGCGUGAACAUUGCACCGACAAUCCGGAAGUGCUUUUCACUUGUGGAGCUCCGACGGUACUAGCUUCUUGUGUGGAGAACGUUUGGGUUCCCUGGCGAUCAAGAAGAGACAAGCCUCAUUUGACAGAAGCACUCUGGUUGUUUUGUGGAGCACACGGCAUGCGAGUCUGGCUGCCUUUGUUCCCUAGAAAUCAUCAGGACAAAGCUCACACGUUCAUGAGCAAAAGAAUAAUGCUACCUUUUCAUCUGAGGAUCUACCCGUUGGCUAUUUUGUUUGAAGAAGCGAUUUUACUCGGAGCGGAAAACGACACUGUUCUCUACACUUCGGACACGCAUUCUCUUUUCUCGUUGCCGUUCUGUUUACUGGAAUUGACGAGUCAAGUCUAUCUUCACCAAAUUCUGAGACAACUGAUUCAUCGAAACUUGGGCUAUCACGCCUGGGAAAUCGCCAGAUCCUGUUCAGCUCUCCCCUACUUUCCACAUUCCUUGGAACUCCUUUUGCACGAGGUGCUAGAGGAAGAAGCAACGAGCAAGGAGCCAAUUCCAGACGCUCAACUGCCCUCGGUGGUGGAAUUUAUACGUGAAUUUCCUGGCGUUUGGGCUCGAGCAGUUGUCCAGUGUGCUAGAAAAACGGAAAUUGCACUCUGGCCUUAUCUUUUCUCCGUAGCGGGAUCGCCGAAGAAAUUGUUGCAGGAUUGUUUGCAACGUCAGGAGCUGGACACUGCUGCCAGUUAUUUAAUCAUUUUGCAAAAUCUGGAACCAUCAGCUGUCAGCAGACAACAUGCAACUCUGUUACUGGAUGCCGCUUUAGAACAAGGAAGGUGGGAACUGUCCAGAGACCUGGUGCGCUUUCUCAGAGCUAUUGAUCCAAAUGAUGUCGAAUCUCCACGAACUUCUUGGGGCGGUUCUUCAAAAUUGGGAGGCCCAACACAAACUCCUCCGCUUUCACCUCAAGAAGACGACUUGUCUCUCGUUUUAGGAACGAUGCAAGUCUCCAGAAGUCGAAGUUACAGUACAACAGUGUCUCCGAAAGUCCAAUCAGAAUCCGGGAGCAAAGAUUCCACUCCUUCAUCCAUGUUGGAGAAAACGAGAAAUGUUGUUAUGAGGCGCAAAAAAUCAGUGCCUACCGUCAAAGCUGAAAAGUCCGAGAAUAAAGAGGGUUCGGCGGAGGAAUUCUUCAUCGACGUUAUUUUGCAAAGACACGCGCGUCGUUUGCUGUCGGCUCGUCGAUUGGCUGAUCUUGGCCGUUUCGCAGCUCGACUUGAUUUCCAUUUAGUCACAUGGUUGGCCCGCGAAAGGGAAAGAGCCGCUAAAAUAGAUGAUUUCGUCGCAGCUCUAAAAGCCGUUCACGAAGACUUCAUUUUUCCCUAUCCGUUGCUAUCAUUGCCGUCCUUGAACAAGUUCAGAAGAUCCAGUGUCACAUCUCUGAGAUCCUUGCGAUCGACGAACUUCGAGACACCAGAAGAAAUUUUGUCUCCGAAUAUCCCUCUGGAUGUUCCUGACAGUGGAUACACUAGUUUGCCUAGCAGUAGACCACCUUAUACGAGUUUGGUGUCGCCAGUUGCGAGUUUGGAAACUCAAUUUCCUGUCACGGAAGCGAAUCUCACACCACAUAUGUUGCAAGCAGAUUCCAAUAGUGUUAUCAGCGAAACGAGCACAGUUUGGAGGGACGAUAUCGAGUCUAUUGUAGGAACAGGAGUCGGAACAGUCUGCUGGGUUGCACCGGAACCGAUCGAACCUGCAGAGCUGCACGUGGCUUCGCCUGCAGGCCCGGUCAGUCGAGCAGAAGUACAGUUGAGAUAUCUUCUGCAACUUUUCCUUGAGGGUGGCUGCCUUGGAUGGGCUGCUGUACUCGCUACAGUUUUAAGGGACGCGCCUGCUAUGGCAAGAACUGUGAGAGCAGCCUACGCACCAAUGCAAACUUUGGAUUCUGCCAUCAAUUUGAGAGAAGGACUUCAUCUGAUGACACGGUGGUCACACUCCGAAUGCCUGGGAUACAGAUCAUUCACGUCAGGAAUCCAAGGUCAAAUAUCUCUUCUGAAUCGUCUUAUCAUGACUAAACAGCAACAGGAACAGGAACAAAUUCCGGAAAGUCCAUCUCCAAGUCCGGCACCUUCUGCGGGGAGUCAGCCACGGGGUAGCAUUUCUCGUUCUCGACAUUCCUCGACCUCCACGACUGCUUUGGAGGAAGAGCGUUCAGUCGACUCAUCCACAAGUGUAGAGGAAACGAGCUUUCGAGGCAGUCAUAGCAGUCUGAAAGAUCUGGAAGAAAACUCGCAGUCAGGAUGUACCAUUUCCUAAAAAACUAGCAAAGAUCCUUCUCUAAACUAUUUUUACGAAUCAUCAGUCUCGAAUUACUCGUAGGGUGCCAGGAAUUCUCAAUCAAACUCUUAUAAAGGCUGAAAAAUUUAGACAAUUUGCAACAUUACAGGGUGAAUUGAGGUUUAAUUCAUCUGCGUAAGCAGAUAAGCAGAGUCGAAAGACUGCUCGUUAUUUGCAAGAUCUCGUCGAGGUUCUGACUUGGCUGACGAAUUUACGUAUAUAAUUGUAUAUAGACAGUUCCCCAGAUGUUUUAUAUCAUAGUUCGUAGGUAAAGUUAUUGAUGCAUUUCCAUUUAUCUCAAACUUCCAAGAAACGAUUGUCUUUUUAAUUUAAAUUGAGAAGAUCGCUUUCUGUGUGAAAGCACCCUUUUCAGAGUUUCAACUUGUUUAUAUUCAGUCAUUGUUAUACAUGGUUAACUGAUAUCUUUGACUAAUUUUCUCUGUGGACGAUAGGUGAUAAGAUUUUUAAAUGGUGCAAUCCUGCAAAGUGAUUACAGUUUGUCACCUUAGGAAUUGUUUUUUUUUUUCUUAAAAAUAAUUAGCAUAGGGGCGUGUUAUUUUUAGUCGCAGUAAGAAAUUGGCCAUUGAUUGAAAAUCAAAUUAUAAAUUUAUUAGUUUUAAGCAGCUUGUUCCAAAUUAUUUUAGCCGGGAAAUAAUUUUAUUUAUUUACAAUGUACAGGGCGUCUACUCACCUGAAAAAACCUGGAAAUGUCAGCCGAUUUCUUCUAGAGCUUGCUUACAUUUUUUAAUAAUUUAAAUAUAAAAUUGAGUAACAAUGUUUUUUUUCACUUU